Messenger RNA from Emericellopsis cladophorae, 1812 nucleotides. RefSeq lists its product as uncharacterized. Lineage: Eukaryota; Fungi; Ascomycota; Sordariomycetes; Hypocreales; Bionectriaceae. The coding region runs from base 1 to 1812 and encodes 603 amino acids. The transcript has a single exon. The record is from RefSeq and is a predicted model, not a curated record.
AUGGGGGAGCCUCGCGAGACAAAGCGGCGAUUCGCUCCUGUGCCCAUCGAGACAACAUUCCAAUCGAACCGCGCGACACAACGAGUUGGCCCUACCGCCGAGCUCACUCCUGAGGCCUCACCCGUUUCGGCUACCCCUCCCCCCCGCGAGUUUGGUGGCGAGCGUCGUCGGUUCGCUCCCCAGCUUAUCGAAACAUCACGUCGAGCGUAUCGUGUCGGAGACGCGGGACCAGCAACCAAGCCUACCGACAAGACCGACAUCACACCGUAUACCAAGAACAUCUAUAAUGCGACAAAGCCUAGGGGCCGGAGGAGGCUCGACUCAAUCAACAGCGAUGGCCCGUCUCUGUGGACCAUGCCUCCGACACGGCGCGAGACAGAAGACCCUGCCGUUAAGAACUAUCUCCUCGAGCUCGCGGCCAAGGAAGCAGAUCGGCAAAUUCAGGAGGCUGCGCUGGCAGCCUUUCCCAACAGCCGUGCACGUGAAGGUGGCGUGGCUCAUUUCUACUAUCGCGAGAGCUCUGGCAGUGAUGAAUCGCCAGAGGAAGGAGGCCUGCCAAUCUCGGAGCCAGCCAGGGACCACCCGAGCCGGACGCGACGCAAGUCGUCCAAUCUCGGGAUGACCUGGUGGCACAAGCAUAUGCAGGAUCAUUAUAAACAAAAAGGGCUGGACCGUGGUGAUGAGGAAGCUGUGGUAGACACAGACGACAAGGAUGUCAGAAUGGUGUCAGAUGCCGAGCUCGACAAUAUGGAGUUCACCAUGCCGCCCGAUGCAUUGUGGACGACGAGUGGCAAGGCGUCACCGGUGACUAGGAGGGAUUCGGGCGAGGUUGCGGCGGCUCGUGCCGCCGCCGACGCAGCUCUGGGUGCCAGGAAUGAAGAUGCCGUGAUGAGAGAUGCGCCCCCACCGGUGAUCACCAAAGCUCCGGAGCUGCCGUAUCCCAAGUCGGCCUUUAACAAACCCGCAGCACAACCUGUGCAGAGUGCUGGACGACCGUUUGGCCAGUUCGCAUACAAGCCUGAUGCAGCGCAGCUCGCCAAAGCUAGCCAGCUCCAGUCGCCACCCAUGCUGGGCAAGGACAUUCGGUUCAGGAGGUGCCCGUCACCAAAGCUCACCAAAUUGGAGCCCAAUCAUCCUUUCUUUCAUGAUCCCGAUGCAUCAGGAAACCGAGAUACGUCUGGAAAGGGUGGUCUAUGGAACGGCUACUGCUUUAAUUCUGGACGUGAUGCGCCGAGACCGGCGCCCCAAAUGGGCCCGCGCAUGCUCGCGACUCCGGCCGUUCCGGGCUCGCCGGCUGAGCCUGCCGACGCCGACUCAAGGUCAAUUAGCGAAGAGCCCGCAUCACUGUUUUCGACUGCUGGUUCUUCCAUUGACACGGCGAGCACUUCUGAGUAUCGACUCAAAAAUGGCCAAGCCCAAGGUUUGCAUAGCGUCGACGAGCGACUACGCCGGGAGAAGGCCGAUGCCGAGCGCAAUGAGAAGAUUACGCAAGAGUUCAACGACGAGUUCAUCACGCAAGUAUUCAAUUAUCUCUCGCUCGGGUACCCGGCAACAGCGUGUAUCUUUGACGAAGAGCUUGCCAAGGUCAGCCACACCUCGAUCGACGAACUGCGCUCUCGGGACGAGCAGCAGAACGCCAAGGGACACAUGUUGGAGCUCCAAAUCGGCAAUACAAAGGAGGAGGACAGAUGCCCGAGGUGGCGGGCUCUGAAGACUUAUGUUCUCGAGUGGGCAAGGCAGCACCCCAACCUGGACAAUCUCGACCCCUUGGCGUGGGGCGUCCGGGAAAGGAGGGGCAGUUGGGCCUUCUAA